AUGAUAGUAAAAGAGCAAACAACGCGCACCACCGCUGACUGACUGACUAGCGCUAUUUAUGGCUAAUCUUUCCAAAGACCACAAGGUAAUAGCUUAUUGAGUGUGUCCUCUGGCAAUCAGUAUCAUUUCACCGUUCGGCGCCAGUAGACAGUCCCCGCCGGUUCGAUUUAACGCAUCAGCACAAGAUGGCACCGAAGAACGAGAACCUCUGCGCCUUGGUGUACGGCCCGAACGAUCUCCGGUUGGAACCGAGGCCCAUCCCGGAGCCGGCCUUCAACGAGGUGGUGGUCGAGGUCGACAGUUGCGGAAUCUGCGGAACGGACAUCCACUUCCUGAAGGACGGUGGCUUCGGGGCUCAGCGGUUGAUCAAGCCGAUCGUUCUGGGUCACGAAUCGGCCGGUGUGGUCCGCAAGGUGGGCAGCCAGGUGACGCACUUGAAGGUAGGCGAUCGAGUCGCGAUCGAACCGGCCGCCGGUUGCAGAACGUGCGAUCUGUGCAAGGUUGGAAAGUAUAACAUCUGCCUGGACGGAAAGCACUGCACCACCCAGAAGCACGAUGGAAACUGCUCCAACUACUACGCUCAGUAUGCGGACUGCUGCUUCAAGAUGCCCGAUAACAUGACCAUGGAGGAGGGUGCCCUGCUGGAACCGUUGGCCGUGGCGGUGUAUGCCGGAAGACGCGCCCAGAUUGGACUGGGCAACAAGGUGGUGAUCUUCGGCGCCGGACCUAUUGGACUGGUGUGCCUGAUUGCGGCCAAAGCCAUGGGAGCCACGAGGACCGUGAUCCUGGAUUUGGAACAUGCCAAGCACCGAUUGGAGGUGGCGAAGAAAUUGGGCGUGACCGGAGUUAUCGGAAUCAAGAAGGAAGACUCGGAGGAUGAUUUGGUGAAGAAGAUUCACGAAAUUCUGGGUGGUCCGGCCGAUAGGGUUCUGGAGUGCACCGGAUCGCAGCCCGGAAUGAGAAUCUCGAUCAAGGCCACGAGAAAUGCCGGCAGAAUUUGCCUGGUCGGAUUGGGUAACAAGGAGGUUCAGCUGCCCAUGGUGGAUGCCAUUUCAAGAGAAAUCGAUAUCACAACCUGCAUGCGUUAUAAUCACGAUUAUCCUGCCGCAUUGGAGAUCGUAGCCAGUGGAUACGUGGAUGUCAAACCGCUGGUUUCACAUCACUUUGACCUGUCCGAUGUACACGAAGCAUUCCGCGUGGCCAGCCAAGGCGAAGGAGUCAAAAUCAUGAUCCAUCUGAUUCCUCGUGAUACCAACAAUCCGGUCCCUUUCUCCAACUAGAUAUAUAUCAAUAACAUAACUUUCUGUGCCAUCUAUAAUCCCAUUUCAAUAAAAGUGUAUUAAUGUACAAA
Aedes albopictus (Asian tiger mosquito) is the source of this 1351-nucleotide messenger RNA. Its product is annotated as sorbitol dehydrogenase. The record is from RefSeq and is a predicted model, not a curated record. Lineage: Eukaryota; Metazoa; Arthropoda; Insecta; Diptera; Culicidae. Gene Ontology annotation, molecular function: zinc ion binding; L-iditol 2-dehydrogenase (NAD+) activity. The coding region runs from base 186 to 1280 and encodes 364 amino acids. The transcript is spliced from 3 exons. Gene Ontology annotation, biological process: D-sorbitol catabolic process.